GGUUGUGUAAACAUSGAUGAAACCCGCCCGCCGUCGGGGCUGUGCACAAACACGGCAGUCAGGGUUUGGGGUGAGAGCAAGGCUGUGGUGGCUGACUGCACAGGAAUCCCCAGGCUCCAUCCGACCCCAUCCCUGCUGCAGCUGGGCUGGGGUAAUCCCUGGAGCAGGAGGGAUGAGCAAAACCUGCUGGCACUGAAGCUACACCUCGAGAAAGGCGCUGCAGGGAGAGCAGGUAUGGAUGGGAAGAAAUGCAGCGUGUGGAUGUUUUUACCUCUUGUCUUUACCCUGUUUACAUCAGCUGGAUUAUGGAUAGUGUACUUUAUAGCAGUGGAAGAUAACAAAAUUCUCCCACUAAGUGUACCGGAUAGGAAACCUGGUUCCAAAAGACCGCCUUAUAUAAGUAUUGCAGGUGAUGCACCUCCUGCAAGCUGUGUGUUUAGUCAAGUCAUGAACAUGGCAGCAUUUCUAGCGCUCGUCGUGGCCGUCCUGCGCUUCAUUCAGCUGAAGCCAAAGGUGCUCACCCCGUGGCUGAACAUCAGCGGCUUGGUGGCCUUGUGCUUGGCCUCUUUUGGGAUGACCCUCCUCGGCAACUUCCAGCUUUCCAACGAUGAAGAGAUCCACAACGUGGGCACAUCGCUGACCUUYGGCUUCGGGACAUUGGCGUGCUGGAUCCAGUCUGCCCUUACCCUCAAGAUCAACCUGAAGAACGAGGGGCGGAAAGCYGGGAUUCCACGAGUGGCUCUCUCAGCCAGCAUCACCCUCUGCGUGGUGCUCUAUUUCAUCCUUAUGGCCCAGGGCAUUCACAUGCAUGCUUCCAGAAUCCAGUGGGGCCUGGUGAUGUGCUUCCUGUGCUACUUUGGCACCUUUGCAGUGGAGUUCAGGCAUUACAGAUUUGAGAUUAUUUGUUCUGAGUACCAGGAAAACUUCCUGAGCUUUUCUGAAAGCUUAUCAGAAGCCUCCGAGUACCAGACAGAUCAGGUGUAGCCUGUCUUCUGGCAGGGGGGGAGGGGGGCAGGUGUGGUCUCAUGGGUGAAAAUGACCUCAUUUACACUUUUAUUAGGAGUUUGUUUUCAUGUGCAAUCAUGAUGRCAUUGCCAAAGGGCUCUGAGGGUGGCUGUCUCACCGAGAGCCAAACAAACAGAGGUGUCUGCUGGAAAAGGAGUGGAUCCAUCUCAGCGGCAGCGUGAGAGUGCACAAACUGUUUCAUUGUGACUCUUUCCGAGUGGCUCUGUCACACUCCUGUUCAAAACAUUGAGCAGCCUGUCUUUGUGACUCCCCUCUGGGAUAAGUCCUGCUCAGCCCACCCUGCAGAGAAGGAGGUGAAGGAAGYAGAUUCCUCCAGCACUAAGAGUCUUCAGGAGUCACGCCUCCCGAGCUGCCAGACUGCAUCUUCCGUGUGUUUCUCGGGUUCUUUUCUUGGCUGCCAACCAGGGGAACUUGGUAGGGUGAGCAAGAGCAGCUGUUUCUUCAGAACCUGGAAUCAGAUGUGGAAGACCCCAACCUGUGGCUUUUAUGGCAAGCAGGCAGGCAUUUCUUCCAGCCUGGGAAGCAGCCGACGUAAAUUUGGGUUUGGAGGGAACUGUUCUGUGAUUGGGAAGUGAGACUUGGCUGAUGCUGCCUUGUAGCCGGGCAGAUCAUCCCCAGGCCAGAGGGGAUGACACGGUGGGUGCUGUUCUCAGCUUCAUGGUGGGGACUGAUGCGAGUGAGGUGCUGAAUUAAGAUGAGAAUGUCUCUGUGCUCUGAAGGUGACCCAGAAAAGGCUGCUCUUUCCAAGUGUGUAGUGCUUCCACCACACAUUGUGUAUAGUAUUUCAAAAGCUUUUUAAAAAUUUUUUUAUCUUCACUGAGGGGGAAAGCAUUGUGUUAGAAAUACCAGGUUUGUCUGCCACGAGAACAGUGCCAGUGGUUCUGGGCACAGGGUUUGGUUUUGCUCCUUGUGCAAGCCAUGCUGGGCUGGGCUCUCAGUGUGGCCAGCUGUUCUGAGUGGAGUGUGCCCCAGGUUUAAAUGGGCUUCCAAGGUGCCARGAGAGCGUUCUGCCCCAGAGGCUGGGUGAUCUGCCUGAAGGCUGGAGGUGCAGGAAGGGAACAGCAGAACMAGCAGGGUUUCUCCCUCCCUAAAGGGAGGUUUUCAAACAAGGAAGGUUUUCAGAGAAGCAGGAGCUCAAAGCCCAUUUGAAAGCSUGAUUUUGGGAAGGGUUCUGUAUUGGCUGGGCAGGGGAGUGAUGUGAGUUACUUCUCAUGAACAUGGCCACUAUUUUCCUCCACAAAUCAGGCUCAGCUUAGGUUUACAUCUUGUCUAAGCUGCAGGAAAACAGGCAGAAAUUAAAAUGGUAGGAAAAGGCACUUGAUGGGGAACUUGUACUGCUCUGUGGCAUUUCUGACAGAGAAAAGCCAAAAGGGCAUUCAGUCUUCUGCAAAGGUCACAGGCCUCUCCUGAAAGGAGAAACAGUUGAGGCAAACUGUGUAUAAAGCAGAAAGCUUUCAGUCAGCCCUUUAUUUUCUGUGCACCAAAACUUGUUCUCAGGCAGCUAUUACAAAUCUGGAGCAUUUUUGGCCAACAGAGGGUUGUUGUGCAUUGCUGAAGGAUUCUUCCUUAGUGGAAAGCUUUGCUGGAAGGAUGUGCUGAGGGUGGCCAAGAACACAGCAGUGUCAGGUGCUAGCUCCCCAGAAGCUCAUCCAAGGAGCUCCUCCUGGGCAAAGACAGGAGGGCACAGCCUGGAGAACAUGAGGUGGGGAUGCUCUUGCACUAGCAUACACUUAAUCCAUACGGAGCACAAAAUAGCAAUUUGUUGUAAGGGUGUUUUACUGUAAAUAGUCCACUGUGACUACUUUUCCCUAAUUAAUUAAUACUUUCAGUUUAUUAUUUUAGAUUUUGUAAUUUUAUCAAAGGAAAAAAAGAAAAGAUUGUGGUUUUUUUUUCCUUUUGCUCCUUUUCCUAUAUGCAAUCGCAACUGAACU
This is a messenger RNA of Malurus melanocephalus (red-backed fairy wren), 2957 nucleotides long. It is a transcript of the gene TMEM150C, whose product is annotated as transmembrane protein 150C. Bases 235 to 984 code for a protein of 249 amino acids. NCBI's taxonomy places the organism in Eukaryota, Metazoa, Chordata, Aves, Passeriformes, Maluridae. The record is from RefSeq and is a predicted model, not a curated record. The transcript has 8 exons.